Podarcis lilfordi (Lilford's wall lizard) is the source of this 24464-nucleotide messenger RNA. The record is from the annotation of a GenBank genome assembly. NCBI's taxonomy places the organism in Eukaryota, Metazoa, Chordata, Lepidosauria, Squamata, Lacertidae.
GCUCUCCCAGACAUUCAAAUAUGGCGGCGCCAGAGAUGGAUGAGGCGCUGGAGCUGCUCGCGAGGGUCCCGCUGCUGGAGGAGCCGCUCGAGGAGCUGCGCGCUUUGCACUUGGCCUUGCUCGCCGUUCCUCUCAAUGCUCUGCGGGAGCGGCGGUCCGAGCUCCCCUUGGCGGGACUCUUCGCUCUGACGGCCCGCGGGGGAAGGUGAGUGGAGAGAGAUCGGGCGGCUCUUGCUUUUUAUUAAGCCGCCUCGGGUCCCUGUCAGGGGGGAAGGGAAGGCGGGGUAUAAAACAAACAAUAAUUGGGGGGAGGGAGGAUGCCCGUCAGGGAGAACGCGUGUUGAGAUUCCUGCCCUGCAGGGGGUUAGGCUAGAUGUCCCUCGGGGGUCCCUUCCAGCUCUACAUGUCUAUGAUUCUGUGGCGCUUAACAGACCCAGCCGCCUGUUUAAAGGUGUGUGUGUAAAGAGGGAGGGGGGAUUCUAUUUCUCUCUCCAUUUUUGUUUAUUAGAUUUUUAAGAACUGCCCUCGUUAACCCAGAAGAUCGCGGGACUGGUUAACAACAUAAAAGUAGAAAACGAGGUCGCCAAAAUACACGGCAGAGCAAGGCACAAACCAAUAACUGCUCCUCCGCUCCGCUCCCACAAACGUCUAAUCCUCAGUGGAGGAGAUCGUGCCCCUUUCCGGGCUGUGUCUUUUUUCAUUGCUCGGUUGCCCCUCGACUCAUGAAACUGGGCCUAAGUUGCUCAUGUUUGUUAAUUUCAGCAAGUUUGUUCUGGAGUAGGGCCAGCUCUGGCGAUAGCCCGCUGUCUCUGAAUUGCAGGGGUGUGGGUGGGAGCGAGGCGGCGACGGGAGAGAGGGGCUGGGGUGGCAAAGCUCAUAGUGUAUGCUUGGGUUUUUCCUGUCAGCAUCACUUGGGGAAGUUCUCUUUCUAUUCGCUUGUUAUGUUUCCUUGGUGGUGAGAGAGGUUGGGGUGGUCUAGGGUGUGGUUGAUCGUCUUUGGCUGGCUGCAGUGGGAUUUGUUUGUGCAUGGGUGAGGGGGUUUGUCGGGUUAAGUUAGCCAUAUUGAAUCAUAUGCUGUCAGUGGGUUAUGAACUCUUUGUAGUGUGGGUGGGCAUUGUUAUCUUGGAAGGUGUUCAGUAGGGCCAGUUCUGGGGUGACUUCUAGUACAUGUUUAGUUAUUUUGCUUAUUUCUGGUAUGACUGCGCACACUACUUUUCUGACUGGGUCCUCGAUUACUUGGUUUGGUGGGAUCUGCUGGUUCAGACACAGCAUAUGUCUGAGAAGGCCCCACAAGGGAUCAUGGGGAGAGGUGCGAGGAAAAAACUGUUGUGACAUUGAUUUCUUGGGCAACUUGGAAGGGCUGUGGUGGGAUCCAGAAAUGGCAACCUGGAGCCCCACUGACCACUUAACUGCUCCAUCAGCUUGGGAGCUUUUUCUGAGAUGCUUGCGGGGUAUGAUAGCAUCUUUUGUCGUCUGAGCAUCUUUAUCAAGAUGCUGACGGAUCUGCCUGCCUUUGAUCAGUUGUGCUUCAAGGAAAGCUCAACAGUCCUCUGAUUCUUUAAUAUUUUCCAGCCCAGAUAGAUGUUAACCAAAGGAUCUCACAAUGGUCAUCUCCUUGCAAGAGCAAGGAAGCAUAGGAGAAUCAGAUGCACCACAAGAGCAUCUUGGAGGGGAUGGCUUUCAUAGAAUCAUGGAGUUGGAAGAGACCACAAGGGCCAUCGAGUCCAACCCCCUGCCAAGCAGGAAACACCAUCAGAGCACUCCUGACAUAUGGUUGUCAAGCCUCUGCUUAAAGACCUCCAAAGAAGGAGACUCCACCACACUCCUUGGCAGCAAAUUCCACUGUCGAACAGCUCUUACUGUCAGGAAGUUCUUCCUAAUGUUUAGUGGAAUCUUCUUUCUUGUAGUUUGGAUCCAUUGCUCCGUGUCCGCUUAUGUGGAGCAGCAGAAAACAACCUUUUCCCCUCCUCUAUGUGACAUCCUUUUAUAUAUUUGAACAUGGCUAUCAUAUCACCCCUUAACCUCCUCUUCUCCAGGCUAAACAUGCCCAGCUCCCUUAGCCGUUCCUCAUAAGGCAUCGUUUCCAGGCCUUUGACCAUUUUGGUUGCCCUCCUCUGGACACGUUCCAGUUUGUCAGUGUCCUUCUUGAACUGUGGUGCCCAGAACUGGACACAGUACUCCAGGUGAGGUCUGACCAGAGCAGAAUACAGUGGCACUAUUACUUCCCUUGAUCUAGAUACUAUACUUCUAUUGAUGCAGCCCAGAAUUGCAUUGGCUUUUUUAGCUGCCGCAUCACACUGUUGGCUCAUGUCAAGUUUGUGGUCAACCAAGACUCCUAGAUCCUUUUCACAUGUACUGCUCUCAAGCCAGGUGUCACCCAUCUUGUAUUUGUGCCUCUCAUUUUUUUUUGCCCAAGUGCAAUACUUUACAUUUCUCCCUGUUAAAAUUCAUCUUGUUUGUUUUGGCCCAGUUCUCUAAUCUGUCAAGGUCGUUUUGAAGUGUGAUCCUGUCCUCUGGGGUGUUAGCCACCCCUCCCAGUUUGGUGUCAUCUGCAAAUUUGAUCAGGAUGCCCUUGAGUCCAUCAUCCAAGUCGUUGAUAAAGAUGUUGAAUAAGACCGGGCCCAAGACAGAACCCUGUGGCACCCCACUAGUCACUCUUCUCCAGGAUGAAGAGGAAAGAGGGCUAGACAAUUGCAUGGAGGAGAGGCCUAUCAAAGGCAACUAGCUGUGAUAGCUAUGCUCAGCCUCCCCUGUUGGAGGGAGCAAUGCUUCUGAAAAGCACUUCCUGGAAGCCACAGACUCCUCAAACGUGUUUCACAAGAACCCCUUGCUUCCUUUUCUCCAGUACCUGAGGGUUGUCACAUCUCUCCAGGGAUUUGGCCAGAACAAAGUAUAUGUUGGGGAAAGGCUCCCUCCCUGCAAAGAAAAUGGAGCAAUCACCAGAUGCCUGGCUCCCAGCCAUGCUAGCACCAGUCUGGCGCAUGAGGGUGGGAGACAUGAGAAGGAAGCAUUCCUAUCCUAUAGGUCACUCAAUUGGCAUUUCCACCUACCUGAACUCUAAGCCAUGGGUAAGCAAACUAAAGCCCGGGGGCUGGAUCCGGCCCAGUAGCCUUCUAAAUCCGGCCUACGGACGGUCCGGGAAUCAGUGUGUUUUUACAUGAGUAGAAUGUGUCCUUUUAUUUAAAACGCAUCUCUGGGAUAUUUGUGGGGCAUAGGAAUUUGUUCAUCCCCCCCCCCCAAAUAUAGUCCGGCCCCCUUGAGGGACAGUGGACCGGCCCCCUGCUGAAAAAGUUUGCUGAGCCCUGCUCUAAGCCUCUCCCCCCCCCCCCCCCGUUCUGGACUCUCUCUCUCUUAAGGAAGAUGCAAGCUCUUGCUGGAAGCCACUGGUGGGGAGAGUGUUCUUAUGAUUCCCAAAUGUUUCAGAAGCAUCUUUUUGUUCCUUUAGCUGCUUGAUACAGCCAUAGAGUUGGAAGGGAUCCCAGGGGUCAUCUAGUCCACCCCCGGCAAUGCAAGGAUCCUGCUCACAGCCAGCCCUGGAUGGGCUCCAAACUCCAGCCUUCUGGUUACCAUUGCAAUUCUGCAUGGUGUGGAGAAAGGGGAGAGAGAAAUGUUUGCUUACACUCUCAUAAUGCUGAUAUGAGAUCCACACAAUGCAGCCCUUUCAAUAACUAAAGUCUAAAGGGCUGUCACAUGGAGGAUGGGCCAAGCUUGUUUUCACCUGAUCCAGAGGCCCUUAUGGCCUGAAACACCUUCCUUGGAGGUGUUUAAGCAAUGCUUGGAUGGCCAUCGGCCAUGGAUCAUUAGUUUAGAUCCCUGCAUUUCAGCGGGUUGGACUAGAUGACCCUCGGGAUCCCUUCCAACUCUACAAUUCUAUGAUGCUAUGUUUUAAAGAGCAUCCAAUGCGCCUUUAAUGCACAUGACUUCCCCGGAAAUGAUUUGUGCCAUUGUGGUUUCCCUCUCACAGACCUACAAUCCCCAGAACCCCUAACAAACUACAAUUCCCAGGAUCAUUUGGGGGAAGACAUCUGGUUAUUAGAACAGGGGUGAAGAACCUGCAGUUUUGUUGUUGUCAUUUAGUCGUGUCCGACUCUUCGUGACCCCAUGGACCAGAGCAUGCCAGGCACUCCUGUCUUCCACUGCCUCCCGCAGUUUGGUCAAACUCAUGUUCGUAGCUUUGAUAACACUGUCCAACCAUCUCGUCCUCUGUCGUCCCCUUCUCCUUGCACCCUCCAUCUUUCCCAUUAUCAGGGUCUUUUCCAGGGAGUCUUCUCUUCUCAUGAGGUGGCCAAAGUAUUGGAGCCUCAGCUUCACGAUCUGUCCUUCCAGGGAGUCCUGCAGUUUGCUUACCCCCAUUUCCUAGGAACCAGGAAUGGGAAGCUCAAGUUCUUCUAACAGUGUGGUUACAGGGAGCAGUGUGUAUAAAAUAUUGAAUGUAAUAGGGUUAUUAAGGUAAUUGUAUCAGAAUUACAGUUUUAUGGGAAUGUUAAGGAGGGAGGGGGAAAGAGAGAGUGUGGAAUUCUGGUGGUGAGUGAUGGAUGAGGAUUUGAAAGGGAGUUUGAAUGCGAGGCAGUUGAGAGGCAGUUGAGAGCAGUGGGUUCUGGAGGGGAUGGUUGAGCAACUAACUAUUCAGUUUAGGAUCAGGAGUCUAGUCGUCAUUUUUGUAAUAAAGCAACAUAUAAGAUAAACAGAAUUUGAGGCCAUAAGCUCAGGUACACACACCAUCCUACAAUCAUUUAGUGAAUCAUCCAUACGGUCUCCUUUAGUGAGGGUGCAGUACCUAGGAUCUGGACCAAACAUUGAUAUUUUUUGCUCUUUCCUAUUUUCAUAGGUUUAUGUUCUGGUUCUAAUGAUGUAAUAGGGGUGGGGGCUCUUUAAAUACUGGGGGCUGCCGCACACUCUUUUUCUUUAAAAUAAUUCCCCCUCUUUUCAAAAGCACACGCAUUGUCUCUUUCUUCAGGUUCUUCAGUUACAUUUGUUGUGAGACGUUGGUGUUAUAUGCAAUAUAUGGUUGGGAAGAAAAGAGUGGGGCAGUGCCGGAUUUAUGUAUAGGCUAAGUAGGCUGAAGCCUAGGGCCUCUAAAUCUAGGGGGCCUCCCCAGCCGGACCACCCCUCAGCGGGCAAUCUCCCCUCUCCCAAAAUUAUGUGAGGCCAGGGCAACUUGGGCCCAGCAAUUAUGAGACUCAGGGCAACCAGUGGGGUCCAAUUUGAAACUCUAGUGCCCAAAUUGAAAAAUUUCUGUGGGGCCCUAGUUCACAGCCAAAAUCUGCAGAAUCUUAGAGAUAUAAAUCCGUGUGCUAGGUCACUUUCACAAUGUCAGCAAAGCCCUACAGAAAUCAGACCUGUUAUUGAGUUAUUGUACAAGCUUGUACAGUUCAUGUCUGGAUUUUUAAAGGAAAAUUAAUAAUAAUAAUAAUAAUAAUUAAUAAUUUUUAUUUAUACCCCGCCCUCCCCAGCCAAGGCCGGGCUCAGAGCGGCUUACAAGCAAUAAUAAAAACAAGUUGAAUGAUUACAACUUUAAAACAAAAUUAAAAUACAACAUUAAAAUAUUGAAACAUUAAAAUAUUAAAAUGUAGCCUCAUCGCAGGAGGAGAAGGAAAAGAAAAAAGAAAGAGAGGGAGGGAGGGAAUCAAAUUGACUCCAAGCCAAAGGCCAGGCGGAACAACUCUGUCUUACAGGCCCUGCGGAAAGAAAUCAGAUCCUGCAGGGCCCUGGUCUCAUGAGGCAGAGCGUUCCACCAGGCCGGAGCCAGUGUUGAAAAGGCCCUGGCUCUGGUUGAAGCCAAUCUAACUUCCUUAGGGCCCGGGACCACUAGGGUGUUGCUAUUUAUGGACCUUGAGGCUCUCCGUGGGGCAUACCAGGAGAGGCGGUCCCGUAGGUACGAGGGUCCUAGGCUGUGAAGGGCUUUAAAGGUCAAAAGCAGCACCUUAAAUCUGACCCUGUACUCCACUGGGAGCCAGUGCAACUUGAAAAGCACUGGGUGAAUAUGCUCCCAUGGCAGAGACCCCGUGAGGAGCCUCGCUGCAGCAUUCUGUACCCGCUGGAGUUUCUGGGACAGCUUCAAGUGCAGCCCCGCGUAGAGCGAAUUACAGUAGUCAAGCCUGGAGAUGACCGUUGCAUGGAUCACUGUGGCCAGGUCGGGGCGGGAAAGGUAAGGGACCAACUGCUUGAUGCGGCGAAGGUGGAAAAAUGUCGCCUUGGCUAUUGCUGUAACUUGCGCCUCCAUGGAAAGGGAGGUGUCAAGGAUUACACCCAAACUCUUAACGGAAGGCAAUGGCACUAAUUGGGCCCCCACAAGAGAAGGGAGUUGGUCCCUCAUCCCCAUGCCAUCCCGACCUAGCCAUAGGACCUCUGUCUUUGAAGGAUUUAGUUUUAAUCGGCUCCCACGAAACCAUCCAGCCACAGCUUCCAAGCAUCUGGUCAGUGUGUUCAGGGCCGAGUCGGUGUGGCCAUCCAUCAGCAGAUAGAGCUGAGUGUCAUCAGCAUAUUGGUGACAGCCCAGCCCAAAGCUCCGGAUAAUCUGGGCAAGGGGGCACAUAAAGAUGUUAAAAAGCAUCGGGGAGAGAAUUGCACCCUGCGGCACUCCACACACCAAGGAGUGGCGCGACAACAUUUCCCUCCCUAGUGCCACCCUCUGUCCCCGACCAGAGAUAAAAGAGCACAACCAGUUACGGGCUAUGCCCUGUAUCCCCACAUCUGCGAGGCGGUGGUCCAGAAGAUCAUGAUCAACCAUGUCAAAGGCUGCUGACAAAUCUAAAAGGAUCAGCAGUCUUGACCCGCCUCGAUCCAGUUGUCUACGGAGAUCAUCUGUUAGGGCAACCAGAGCCGUUUCGGUCCCAAAACCAGGACGGAAACCGGACUGAAAUGGAUCUAAAGCCGAUGUUUCCUCCAGAAACCUACCAAGCUGUUCAGCAACCGCUCUCUCAAUUACCUUACCCAGGUAUGGAAGAUUUGAAACUGGGCGGUAAUUGGAUAGGUCUAAGGGAUCUAAUGAAGUUUUCUUUCAGAGUGAACACACCACUGCUUCCUUCAGUUCCCCUGGGAAUGUCCCCGUGUCAAGGGACAAAUUGAUAAUUUCAACCAGGGGGGUCCGCGCAACAUCUGGACACUCCCUAAUCAGCCAAGACGGGCAUGGAUCAAGGAGGCAGGUGGUGGGCCUACCAACUUGGAGGAAUCUAUCCACAUCAGUAGGGAGUAUCCGACCGAAAUGGUCCAACACUGGACCUGAAGUUAGUCGAGGGGCCUCCAGUUCAGUCACUGUAUCUAAAUUGGCAGGGAGGUCAUGGCGGAGCAACAGGACUUUCUCCGCAAAAAAGCUCGCGAAUGCCUCACAGCUGUGGGUCGAAUUUGUGCUUAAAUUUGGUUGUCCUCCUAAGGACGUUAUUGAUCUAAUUAUUCUAAAAAGUUGUGCCGGGCGAGAGCUAGCGGAUGCAAUGGAAGCUGCAAAGUAAGAUUUCUUAGCAGCUUUCAUAGCCAUCUCAUAGGCUUUCAUAAGCGUCCUAUAAGAUGUUCUUGAGGCUCCGUCACGAGUCCGUCGCCAUACUCGCUCUAGCUGUCUGAGAUCCCGCUUCAUUUUCGGGAGCUCCUCAGUAAACCAAGGCGCCUGGUUUCGACGGAGUCGCAGAGGGCGCUUAGGCGCGAUCUCAUCAAUGGCUGCCAAGAGCCGGUUAUUCCAGUCCUCAACAAGGUCAUCUAAUGAGUCGCCAGGAGGAGCAGGGUUCUGCAAGGCUUGUCGGAAUCUAUCAGGAUCCAUCAGUUUUCGUGGACGAGCCCAAAUAGGUUCGCCACCCGAGCAGGGGAGGAGCAGGAAGUCAAUCUUGGCUUUCAGAGCGUAGUGAUCAGACCAUGGCACUUCCACAGGGGGGAGCAUGAUCACAUCUAUGCCAGCCCCAAAGAUCAGAUCCAGCGUGUGGCCUGCUUGAUGAGUGGGGCUCAAAACAAACUGGGAGAGCCCUAGUGUUGCCAUGGAAGUCACUAGGUCCAGAGCCUGUGAGGAGGCGGUGGCAUCGGCAUGGACGUUGAAGUCUCCCAAAACCAGUAGGCUUGGGAACUCCAAGGCCCAGCCUGCCACCACCUCCAGCAGGUCUGACAGGGUGGCUGCCGGUGUGCUGGAUGGUCGGUACACCAGCCAGACAGCCAAGCUCUCCUUGGUGCCCCACACGAGACCAACACAUUCAAUGCCGGAGAUCACUGGUGCUGGCAGAGCUCUGAAAGAGCAAUCCUCUGGGAUUAACAACGCUCCCCCCCCCCCUGACCCACAGUCCGCGAUUGAUGGAGGACAGAGAAGCCUGGGGGUGUUAUCUCAUGUAGGGAGACUACUUCGCCUUCCCGUGCCCAGGUCUCCGUCACGCAAGCCAGGUCAAUCCCCUGCGAGACAAAAAAGUCACGCAUGGUGGCGGUUUUGUUGCCUAUGGACCUGGCAUUGCACAGCACCAAUGACGGAGGUGGGUAAUUAGAGAAGAUUUUGAUAAGCUUGAGAAAUGAGCAAAAGCCACCUUGCCAAAUGUUAACUACAAAACAAGGAGACAAAGAGUGAGGGAACGGCAAAGAAAUGACAGAAGUGCACCUGAUGCCUUAGAUGCACUUUCUUCACGAGAUAAGUUUAGGAUAAAUCCUUUAUUCCUAUAUUAGAUGCACUUGAAGCCAAUUUAAAAAGAAGUACUGUGUACCAUCAUCCUUGGCUUCACUCAAUUUUGUUUAUAACACUUCCAUUUUCUUCUAGUUGUGAGGGUGGGGGUUUGGGAGAGGCCUCACAAGUGGAGCAGGCUAGGGUCUCUCUUCCUCUAAAUCCGGCCCUGGGGCGAGGUUAACAUUUACCACAUCUUGGGAUGUGGCUUGUUGUUGUUAUUAUUAUUUUUAAAAGUUUAUAUUUUAAUUUUAAAACACUUUGUAGCUCCAAACAUUUUUAAUCCACCAAGGUAACUUUUGGGACAUUUUUUUUGUUAGAAGUUUUUUAGAAGGUGACAUGAAUUUUAAUUUGUUUUAGUUUAUUUUAUUGCUGUUCUAACAUUCGGUAUGUUUUAGAUAAUUGUUUGUAUAUUUUCUAGUGGUGAUUAUAUUGUUUUACCUUCCUUUGUAAACCACUUAGAGGCUUUCCCCCCUUACAAUCAAAUGGUAUGUACAUUUCAUGAAUAAAUAAGAGUAAAAUAGUGAUACAAGAUAUAGUCAUACCUUGGAUUACAGACGCUUCAGGUUGCGUUUUUUCAGACCCGUCGAAACCCGGAAGUACCAAAACGGGUUACUUCCGGGUUUUGGGGGUUGUACAUGCGCAGAAGCGCUAAAUCGCGCUUGCGCAGAAGCGUCAAAUCACAACCCGCACAUGCGCACAAGCGCCGCUGUGGGUUGUGAACACUGCGGGUUGUAAACAUGCAUCCUGCAUGGAUCACGUUCGCAACCCGAGCAUCCACUGUAAUAAAUGUAAGCAAAUGACUAGCCACUCUGAAACUUCACAUUAUUAUAAACAAGAAUAUCACAGAUUUUAAUUGGUGUUUUUAAAAAGAGCAAAUUUUGGUGCUGAAUUAAUAAGCCUGGAUAGCGUGUUAAUGUACAGUGGUACCUCGUGUUAUGGACGGGAUCCAUUCCGGAGGCCUGUCUGUAAUGUGAAAUGCCCGUAACUCGAAGUGCUGUGUCUGUGCAGGCGUGUAGCACGAUUUGGGGCUUCUGCGUAUGUGUGAAGCGCAAUUCAGCACUUCUGCGCAGGUGUGAGCGGUGAAACCCAGAAGUAACCCAUUCCAGUACUUCCAGGUUGCCAGGGGACGUAACGCGAAAAGACGCAACAUGAAGCAGACGCAACACGAGGUAUGACUGUACUCUGGAUACCAUUACAGAAAGGGGUCUUGUUUCUUGUUCUUUCUUACCUUUUCUUUUGAAUCAGUAAUCCCUUGAGUGGAUUUUGGUAAAGAAGCAGAUACCCACGUAUUAAACUACUUGGGGUUGUAAUGGUUAUUUUUUUUAAAAAAAAAGCCUUUCAACUAACUUAUUUUUCCCCUUCAAAACAGUGAGCAGAUCUCUUUAUGUGUUUCCAUCCUGGAGCGGUUACUGCAGAUCAUGGAUCCCUUGUAUGUAAUCCAAAACUUUGGUGAAGAACUUCAGAAAGGGCUCUUCCAUCCAGAUAAUUCAGUCAAAAUUCUAACAAUUGCUCAGGUAUGCUUGAUUACUUGUCUGUUAAAAUGACAUUUUUGGAGAUCUUUAUCAAGAAGGAGGAGAUUUCUUAUUUAUAAUGUACAUAUACAUUAGGGCUCUGCACAGGAUUUGGCGAGUCCUAAGCCAAAUCAGGCAAAUUUGGAAGGCUCUGGAUAGGUUGGGACACAUCCAUGGAUUGCUGAGUUGGGUUUAAUGACCCUGAGCAACCUGUGACUUUCAGAGGACAUCAGCCAAGAGGAAGAACCAGGCUAGGAGCGCAAAUCUUAAUGACUCCUUAAAAUUUGUAUGGCUGGUGUUUGGAUCAUGAAUGAAAUAGAUUUAUAUUUGCUAAGCUUGCAUAGGAAUAAAGUAGUUCUCAGGAUAAACCAUUCUGUGGAUGUUGUUUUUAGAUGAUCCACACACUUGUUGCAGAAGCUAUCAUUGGGUGAUACAGAUUUUUUAAAGUGCUCCACGUAGUUUUUUUUUUGGGGGGGCAGCUUUAAUUUUUUUCAAUCCAAUCAUUGGAUUAGCAAAAGCAGUUUGGGGCAUUGGCAUUGUGAGCCCUGCUCCUAGGCCUCUUCACAUCGAGGGAGUGGAUAAAACUUUCCUCUGUCUGCAUAUCACUCUCCUUAAAAAACCCCCAACAACAACAAAGUGUGAGGAGCAAAUGUAUAACCCUUCCCUUCAGUUUAUUUUUAUUCACUAGUUCCUUAAAAUGAUACAGCUCUUUUUUUUUUAAUGAUUUUUAUUAAGAUUUCAGUAAAAGAUUAAACAGAAAAACAUAGAAGUACACAAAUACACAGUACAUAAUCCAGAGAAGAAUAAAAAACAUAGAAAACAAUAAAUAAAUAAAUAAAUAAAUAAAAACCAGAACAAUUAAAAACAAUAUCACCUUUUCAUUUCCGUUUUUAAAUUUACUUAUUUUCUGAACCUCCUCAUACCUCCCUCUUUUGUAUUCCAGUCCAAAUUGUUUGUCCAGCAAUUUCUUUUCCACUUUUUUAAUCCCAAUCUUUAAUCUUUAAAAUGAUAUAGCUCUUCAACAUUUUCUUUGUUUAAAAAGGCUGGUAGUGGGGAGUGGGAAUGGAAUGAACCUUUAUUUAACUAUUUAAACUUGUGCACUGAGUAGUUGUUGGAAACUGCCUAAUGCCUUUAAACACCAUGUUGAAUCUGUAGGUUGGAAAGAUAGUUGAAGAUUCCAGUGCUGCUAGAGAAAUCCUCAACACUCCUGAGUUGCUGAGGCAGGUCAUUUAUUGCAUUGCUGAUGAGAAACUAGCAGUGGCAAAAGAGGUAAGAGCUUUAAACUGGAGCCAGUUUAACAGCAGCUGGCUACAGAGCCUUCAGCAUAAUCAUCAAGUGGGUGAGGUUCCUCUGAUGUCAGCGCAAAACUGAGCCUUCAGCAUUAUUGGCCCAGCCAUGGGUGGGCAGUGCUCUUACAUUAGAGCUUUGCCAGCUGUUUCUGUAGGAAUAUUUAAAUGCAUGCUGAAGGCUUUUUGCGCUGUCAGACUUACGCAGAUAAUUAAGGGGGAAUGUAAUAAUUAGCUGGUGAUCUGUGGUUUUAAUUUUGUGUGUUUUUUGUAAAACUGGUCUAACUUUGUGUCUAAUUCUGCUGUCUAUUUUUCUCCGGUUCACAUAGCUAUUCCCCUUUGUUUUCUAGGCCAUCAUGUCGCUGACAAAGGUAGCAAAAACUGCAGAGAGCUUGGAGGCACUGCUUGCGGGCAACUUGCUAGUUGACUUGAAAAAUGUCAUGACCAGGAGUGACAUUGUUCGUUGCCGUGUGUAUGAGGUAAGCAUCCCUUUCCCCAUAGUGUUCUAGCUUCCCCUUUAAUUCUAAUUCAUUGGGUGGGGAACCUCUGGCAGUUUUUGCCAGCCAUGCCAACUUGUCACUUGCCUGACAGCAUGUGACAUCAGAUGUGGAAUAUUCACAGCUGCCAAGAAAAGAUUGGGAAUGCAAUUAGCUCAGUGUUUCUCAAACUUGGGUCUCCAGAUGUUGUUGGACUACAGCUCCCAUAAUCCCUGACCACUGGUCCUGCUAGCUAGGGAUGGUUGAAGUAGUAGACAAACAACAGUGGGGAUCCAAGUUUGAGAAACACUGAAUUAGCCGCUUAGGAGAUUCCCAAGGGCAAGAUAGAUAGGCAUUUAGCCCUUGCCCUUGACCUAAGAUUCCCUGCCCCUCAAAUAUAGAAGAAGUGCAAAUUGGACUAAUAGCAUUAAAGUUCACAAGUUUCUGUGUAGUAUUGCUUAGAAUCACCUGGGUGAGUCUCUGGACCGAUCUGGUUUUACAUUAACACAUGGCUAAACUGGGUACAGUCUUCCUCAAUUUCCCUGGAGGUUUAAGUGAGUUAGUUAUCUUACCUACAGUUAUUUUUUAUUAUCAUAACACUGGCAGCUCUCCCAUCCUAUUCAUUCCCAUGGGAACAUGAUUGUCUUAAAGCUUAUAUUGGGUUCAUGUUGUCUUGCCUCCAUUCCUAAUUGCAUCUUCCUUCCUCAAAUGGGAGACACUCAUUGUCAAUAGCUUGUGCCCUGAUACAUGUUGCUAAUAGUCCCAUUGGCAGUUGCUCUAAAUAAUGUGAUCUGAGCAGGUCAUGAUGCUCUUUUACUGCCUAUAGGGUAUGGUUGUACCCUGAACAGUUUGAUCCUCAACUGGAGUUAUGAGCAUUGACUUGGUCCAUGGUACCAGGCAUGUACUAGGCAUGUACAAGACAGUAAGGUAAAGGUACCCCUGCCCAUACGGGCCAGUCUUGACAGACUCUAGGGUUGUGCGCUCAUCUCACUCUAGAGGCCGGGAGCCAGCGCUGUCCGCAGACACUUCCGGGUCAUGUGGCCAGUGUGACGACGCUGCUCCGGCGAACUGGCACCAGAGCAGCACACAGAAACGCCGUUUACCUUCCCGCUGUAAAGCGGUACCUAUUUAUCUACUUGCACUUAAGGGUGCUUUCGAACUGCUAGGUGGGCAGGAGCUGGGACCGAACGAUGGGAGCUCGCCCCGCCGCGGGGAUUAGAACUGCCGACCAUGCAAUCGGCAAGUCCUAGGCGCUGAGGUUUUACCCACAGCGCCACCCGCGUCCUGUACAAGACAGUAGUCUGCCUCAAAAUGCCUGCAUCCCGCCUUUCUGCCUCACAAUGUGGCACAAAAGGUGACUCUCAGAAGAUCCUGCAGUAAAAUAUAAGCAAAAGAUAUGGAUGGAUGAAUCCAGUCUCUGUUCUGUUCUGUUCUGUUCUGUUCUGUUCUGUUCUGUUCUAUGCACUCUGUUCUGUGUCACUUUUCUAUGCAGUCAAUCUUAAGUCCGUUCCUUCCUAUCUCUGCACUAAUAUGUGACCUUUAUUAUGGAAAAUCCACAUGAAAAUCCUACAAGGUAUUCUGAAAGCUGCUAUUAAGAUCCCACCCCCCUCGGUCCUUUUAGUGUGCUGGUGCAGCCACCACCACCUGAAGGGGAUCACACUGAGAUUACAUGCCCCCUCUUUAUGAAUAUGAUUGUGUGUGUAAAUGUUGCUGUAUCCACUUGUGCUGUAUUGUUUUUAAAUGCAGUGUUCUGUAAAAUAAACCACAAUAGGCCAAUGCUUGUUAUUGUUAAUCCUUUAAUGUGAAGUUAUGAUGCUAUGAAAUAAAACACAUUUAUAUAGGUAAAUAAACAAUGGGGCUACAGAUGCCCCUUGGAGCAAUUGGACGCUAUGGGGAACAUUGUUCCAGGGUGUGGAGGUGGCAGUGGCCUCCUCAUAGGCCCAUGAUAUAUUGGUCAUGAUAUAUGAUGUUGAUUCCUUUUAAGUCCUGUUGCAGCCACCACAAGGCUUGUAGCUAUGACUUGAACGUUGCUACAGCCUCAUUCAGUGAGUGAAGUUAUAAGUGGAGCAAGCACAAUUUCAUGCAUGAAUGUCAUAUAGUGUGUAUUUGUUGUAGGUGUUCUGUUUUUUUAAAAAGAAAUAAAUCUCAGUGUCCUUUUCUCCUGUGCUUCUGUCUUAGUUGGUUAUCAAUAUCUCCUUGGUGUCGGCAGAUUCAUUGAAUUACUGUGUGAACAGCGGAUUAAUAUCAGACCUGAUCGGGGAGCUGACGGGGAAUGAUGUGCUUCUCAGGUGUGUGGCAGAAGCAGUCAUGGGCACUCAUUAGAUUGUUUCAUAUUAUUUAUGGAUUUGGGAGUAGUUCUGCUUCUAUUGAGUUAGUAGAAGGUUUUAUUUCUUGGCAUGCCAGAGUUUUGAGAGUUGUGCACAUUUCUGCAUGUACCUAACCCCUGCAUUCUUUGCCUCUUGCUUGUCUCUGCCCUGAUUCAUACAUUCAUACUUUGGAUACAAAAGCUGAGGCUGCUGAAGUGGCUGGAAGCUGUGAAUCCUGGAAGACCUGCUAUCUGUCUUGCAGGCCUUUUUUCCACUUGGUCUGGGAGGGUGGGGCCCUGACUGACUGACUCCAGCUACAAAAGCUGAUACUGCUGAACAGACUCUAGAGCGGGGGUAUUGUUGCUGUUACUGAUACUAAAUUUUGUAUCUUUACUUUAGAUAGUUUGAUUUCACUGUGUACACUUUAAUAUUUAUUGUUUAAGGCUAUUUUUUUGUAAUAUUUUUUAUUCUUGUAAGCCGCUUUGAGCAUGGUUUCAACUUAGGAAAUGUGGCAUACAAAUAAAAUGAUUGAUUGAUCCAGUGCUUACGUGCUAGAGGAGCAAGAAAGUAGCCCUCCCUUCUUACCACGCAGCUCAAAAUAUCUCAGCACAAUAGUGCCUAAUCAUGCAGGGGCUUUCUUUGCACAGUUUUUCUUCCUCUCGCCAUACAAUCAGAAACUCAGGGUGGCUAAGAACCAAUUGAUAAACUAUCACAAAAAACCCAUCAUUAAAACCACAAAGUCAUAACAGUGAUUCAGCAGUGAAUAAUACCAGUAAAACUGCUCAUAAAACUAGUUUUACCUCAUUAUUACAAAUGCAUGGCUAGUAUAAAAAUACACAGUGCCUCCCUUCCACCUCCUACUUCUCAGACAUGUCCUGUCUCAAACAGCAGAGGCUUCAGAGAUGAGAUGGCACAGUCCACUCAAUUUGUUAGACUGAGAGCAGCUGCACUUGGGCUUCUUGCCUUGAGCUGUCAGCUUAGUAGCUAUUUUACCAGGUUGCUAUUUAACUGGGAGGCUUUAUAUCUGAAUAUGCUUAUAAUUUUGUCUUCUUCUUUCCUUUUAUACUCUGUCCUGGUUUGUAAGCCUGAGGGCAGGGCCUGUGCCACUUAAAACAAAAACAGAAAACUUUGGCACAGUACCUAGAAAGAGUUACCAGUUAAUUAAGUAGUAUUCUCCUCCAGGAAUUACUCAAUGAUGGACUGUUUUGAGGAUGAAAGGAAUCAUAAACAAUACAUCUGCAUGUUCUGUCUAUGUUGCAGAGCUACGUGUAUAGAGAUGGUAACCUCUCUUGCCCAUGUUUACCACGGACGCCAAUAUCUCGCCCAACAAGGAAUCAUUGAUAAGAUUUCCAACAUAAUCAUCGGGGCUGAUUCUGAUCCCUUCUCAAGCUUCUACUUGCCAGGUGAUUUAAAAAGUUUUCCUUCUUGGCAUGAUUUUACUUUGGUAAUUUUUUUAAAAAAAUUCACUAUUUAGUUCAGGGACAAGCAGCCUCUGGCCCAUGAGCCAGAUUCGAUCUCCUAGGCCUCCCUGUUUGGCCUUCCAGGCCGUUUUCCCCAAACUGUGCCUACCUGCCCCCCACCGAACAACAGCAGGUAGAGACAUGGCUAGAGCUGCCCAGAGGAAAGGAGGUUUGAGUUUAACCCUGGUGACUUUGAGAUAAAAUGCAUUGGGAGAAUAGUAGGCCUUGGACCCUGAGUUGCCCACCCCCAAUCCUAGACUUAAGUUUACUCUGACAGGUGACAUUGUACUAAAAACAUAUCUGCUUGGCAUGUAAAACAAAACCUCCCGGCCUUGACCAUCUGGUCCUUUUUGUUUUUGGUAGGCUUUCUCUUCACUACAUACAUUGCUUGUGCACAAUGUCCCAGUCUGUCUUUAUUUUUCUUUCCAGAUGCUAUGUUCCAUGUAUGGUGUGACGAAACUCCCGUUGUUUUAUUUUCUGGUUUUUUCAGGCUUUGUGAAAUUUUUUGGCAACUUGGCUAUUGUUGACAGUCCUCAGCACUUAUGUGAGCGAUACCCCGCAUUUGUGGAGAAAGUAUUCAGCAUGGCAGAAAGCCAAGAUCCAACCAUGUUUGGCGUGGCAGUGGACACACUUGGGAUCUUGGGGUCAACUGUGGAAGGGAAGCUAGUGUUACAGAAGAAGGGUCUGUACAACAUUUGUGUGUAUGUGUAGCUAUAAUCAUAUCAGUCUGAAGAGUUUGUCACAGGAAUGUAGGAAGGCUAUAAAUGUACCCUGCAUAUUUCUAAACUUCAGUUUGAAAGGAGGUUUGAUUGGAAGUGGGAAAAUGAUUCAUCUCAAGUACAAGGGUUGCUAAUGAAUCUAAUAGUCUCUGGAGGGAGGGAUAGGGAAUCUGUCAGCCUCCAUGUGUUGCUGGCAUUGGCCAUGCUGGCUGGGACACAUGGCGGGCAGAACCUUCUUCAGUGCUGCUGUUACCAUGGCAUAAGCAGCUAGGCUAGGGAGGGAGAGUCAAAACAUUGUUUAAAACUUGGUUUUAAGAUCUGGAGCCACUUUAUUGACAAAUUGUGGUUAGAGAUUUUCUGGUUUUAGUUGUGACUCAAGCAACAGAUCCAUGUCCACAGGCAAAAAUGAUUGUUAAUUCAAGAUAUUACUCUCCAAAGCAGGUAUUGUCUAAUACUGGGCUUGAUGGAGAUAUAGUCUGGUCUCUGUAUAAGGCAACUUCCUAUGUAAUGGAAAGCUUAAAAAAAGUUUGUCUUCCCAGGGAGUAGAUUUCAUCAUGUGCUAAACAGAAUAGGACAUCAAGCAAAGAAUGCCCCGACAGAGAUGAGAGUCCGGUGUCUUGAGGCAAUUUCAUCUCUUUUGUAUCUGCAGGUAAGUUUUAUGGAAUUGGAAACAUUCCGUUUCUUGUGAAAAAUGGAGCAUUAAAGGUUUGAAUCAGCCCUUGGAAGAAAGCAAUAACAAUUGGGUAGCUUUCUGCUUCUGUGAUAUCCACUAGUGAUGAGUUAAAGCAACUCACAUUUUUUCUGACUUGUUUGUCAGCCUUUCAGACUUAUCAAAAGUAUGAACAAAAAAGUGCUUUGAGAGUUUAUUGAACGUUAUGGUUCUGUAUAAUACCUUUAAUAGAUAAAUAAACAGUUAAAGGAAAAAAAUGUUGUGUUUCCACUCAACUUCAAACAUUUGUGCACAGAACAAAUCAGUGUCUGAAAUGUGCAUUUACAGACUUGCUUAAAAGCAGAAUGUGACUAUGCUGCCUUUGUUAUAAAGGUUUGCAUGCAUGGAAGUUUUGCACACUUCAUGUGUGUAGGUGGAGUAAAUUGUAGGAUGGCUUGAGGGUGAUGUGUUCCUCUGACCUAGGCACAGCCAACGUGGUGCCUUCCAGAUAUUGGACUACAACUCCCAUCAUCCCAUCCACGCUUUUGGCCAUGGUCUGAUGAGAAUUGAGUCCUACAACAUCUGGAGGGUACCACGUUGACCAUCCUUAUUCUGUCCCUCAAGACAGUAAAUUAUCAGCUUCAUUUGCAAACUUAUUUGCUAUAUUUUGCAUACAGCCAGACCAGCAGACAGAAGACCACCUGGGCAUGACAGAAUCCUGGUUCUCCUCUCUGUCCAGCCAGCCCUUGGAACUCUUCAGGAGCAUCAGUACCCAGCCCUUCCCUGAUCUCCACUGUGGUGCUUUAAAGGUCUUCACUGUAAGUGCUUUUUCACAACAGAGACCUGUCUGAUUGAUUGAUUGAUUGAAUGAAUGUAUCUAAUAGUCCUUUUGAGAGAGCUUGGAAACCACAGCACUAUCCAAGCCCAUUGUUUGAGUUGUCUAGUCCUUGCAGAUUUAAUGAAAUCCUGUAUGGGACACCAGACUUUGAGGAAUCUGGAGCUCUGCUCAGACUGUACCUUUCAACUGAUUUAACUGUGAGAUAAAAACAGAGCUGAAACUGAAUGAACUGGCAUUAAGUAAAUGGGCUGUGGGAGAAAGUCUUGUGUCUGCCGUAGGCAUGCAGGUUGCCUUCAGUGACAAGGGGGGGAAACUGGUGGCCAUCCAGAUGCUGUUGGACUCCCCCCCCCAUCAUCCCUGGCUAUUGGCUAUGCUGGCUGAGGCUUAAGGGAACUGGAGUCCAACAACAUGUGGAGGGCCACAGGUUUCCUAUCCCUGAGCUAAGAUCCACCCCAGGAUUUCACAUGAUUAAUGCUGGCUACGAUUAGGACAUCCAUCUCUAAUUCUUCUUGAUUUGUGUUCUGCCCAUGGUGAAGGUGAGUUGAAGUCACCCAAGCUCUAGAUCAGUGUUCCCCAUGAAGUGUGUUGGAUGUGUUUCAUGUUUUCUGAAGAAAAUCAAGAACAUUGCUAUGAUGUAUUAAGUUUGUUCUCCUCCAGGCUGAAUUGCUGUUGGUGGUUUUCUUUUGCUGCUGCUAUAUUUUACUUUUAAGUGGUUGUUUUAGUAGGAGCAUUCACUGCCCUGGAAAUCCAAUUUUUGGAACAGAAGGGCAGGAAUAAUGUCUUAAAUCUUUCUCUUUUGUUAAUGCUGUAGGCCAUUGCUAGUCAACCUUGGGCCCAGAGGAUGAUGCUCAGUAGUCCAGGCUUUGUGGAAUACAUCGUAGACAGAUCAGUGGAACCAGACAAAUCUUCAAAGGAGGCCAAAUACGAACUUGUGAAGGCUCUGGCCAAUUCAAAGACCAUCGCUGAAAUCUUUGGAAACCAGCAUUACAUGAGGCUCAGGGCAUACUUGCGCGAAGGGCCUUAUUAUGUCAAGGCUGUUUCGACCACAGCUGUGGAAGGAGCUGAAUAACAUUGGAACAGCUGCUCUCUGGUGAUAAUGGACUUCUGGAUAGGAUUUCACUUUGGAUGUGGAGGGGGGAAAAUAUCUGAGGAAGGAAUUGGUUUGGUCAUUUUUUUCCCUGCAUUUCUAACUCAGAAAUUUCACAUAGCUGGGAAAUAAUGUUGAGGACCACAUUAAGGACUAUGCCAGUCAAGUUUAUCCUUAUUUAAGAGUUGAUGCUUAGUCAGCAGCUGGCAUAGGGCCUACAAAUCAUGGGAUCCUUUUAUAAACAGUGGUUUUUCUGCCUUCUGUUAAUUUCUCAGUGAGAGAUGCAUUGUUAACAUAGUUGAACACCACAAGGUAGCCAGACUCCUAAAAGUGGUGAAAGCAGUUCAGCGGUGUGUGUGUUUUGCGUCUUUUGGCCUUGAUCUUAAAUGCUUUGCCUGUACUUCAUUGAUGCUUCCUCCAGCAUAUAAAUUGCCCCAAUUGUUGUUUACAGGAAAGGUGAGCAAACCCAUUAAAACAUUGGACCUGUGAAGGGCAGAGGGAGAGAUCUGGCUGCUACGGGUGUCAAAUGGGAAGGUUGCUGGGUUGUUCCAAUUCAGAUUGUAGUGAGGAAUGCUCCCUGACAUAAAAUAAAGGUUGAAUUUUGAGAAGGCUAGACUACGAUCUCCUGGCAUCCUGGCUCUUACAGGAAAUCAGGAGGAUUUUCUCCACUGUGUGCAGUGUGAACUGGUACAGCCCAGUAACAAAAAUCACAUAACUGGAGGUUAUUAUUAUUAUUGUUGUUAUUAUUAUUAUUACUUCUUUUCCAUCUUAAGCUUUUCUACCAAGUGCAGUAGUGUCUUAGACAGGGACACCACCAGAAGGCGUUGGCUUGUGUUCUUAGUUGUUAACAGCAGCUGCAGAGACACAAAAGUUAGUAUGACUAAACUUCAAAGGGUAACACUUUCUGCAGAGGGACCAAAGCUUUGAGGUGAAGAGUGAUCUGGGUUUAUUUUCACCACUACCUUCAGAGGUUGAGCAAUUUUUCUCCAUCCCAUGCUAUUUAGAAAAAUCAAUCCUUCAGGACUUCCUGGGAGGAGCUUAUCUAGGUCUGUCACAGCUCUCAGGAGCUUCCGGUAGAGCUCUGAAAGUCACUAUUAAGUGGUGUUCAACAGCAGAUUUAUUUGUUUACAGUCUUAUUUCUGCAGUCAGAUAACAGGGAAUUAAUCUCCAGAAACUCUGGAGUGGAAUGUCCACCAAUGAGGGAUAGAGAAAUCCUGUUGGGUGAGUGAUCUGGGAGUGGGAAAGAAUUUCAACACUGGCCCAAGGAGCACUUAAAAUGCUGAGAUUAUUCCAGUGAAAAGACCUUCCAUUCCCCCUUUCCUUCUGUUUUUUAACUACCUUUAGCUACAUCUAUAAAUUAAUUCAGAAAUUACUUACACAUCCAUUUAAGUGCUCAUGCGAAAUAUGACCUGAAGACUGAUUUAAGAGGAGUUAUUAGUGAAGGUGCUUGCUAGGAAAUAAGCAGAAAGUGUGUUUUGAACUAUAAAUCGAAAUAUACACAGACAAGAGAUUCUCUCUGAGAGGUUUUCUCUUGGGUUUGUUCUGUGGUUUCUUUGAGCCCCUGCUAUGAUUUAUGUCACUAGAAAGAAAAAUGACUUGUGUGGUUAUAUUAGUACUGUUUUGUGAAAGCUGUUUCACACUGCACAGCCAGGAUGGGGAAAACUUAAUAGGUUCAAUUGUUUGAAGUAUGUCUGCCCAAUUAUGCUUUGUGGCUCGUUUGAAAUAAAGAGAUUUCGUUGACUAUUUUCAGUCUGAACAUGAAAAUGCUGCUCUUAACAUGAAAAAGCGGACCAGGCAAGACUGGAAUACAUAUGAAAACACAGCUGCUCAACUAGUGAUUCAUCCUGAGAGAGGCGAAUUCUUUAAAAUUUAAGAGCAACCUUAUACAAAGAGUUAUAGUUUUAAUAUAAGAGAACUGAUUUGCUCAAUUGACCCAGAGGACAAUCUACUCUACGGAUGAUAAACUGAUGCCCUCCUAGAUGUUGUGUUAUAGCUCCCAUCAUCCCUGUCCAUUGACCAUGCUGGCUGGAACUAAUGGGAGUUAGCCUCCUCGACCUCAUCUAGAGGGCUGCACAAGAUCCCCAUUUCUAAUCUUGCUCUGCUUCUGAUAAGUCACUUGCCACAAUCUUGGAUCCCUAGAUAUCAUUGGAUUGCAGUUCGCAUUCCUCUUGCCCAUUGGGGGAUACUGGCCUAGGCUGAGGGAGUUGAAGUCCAGCAACAUCUGACGACCCAGGGUUGGGAAAGGCUGACUUACCAGAUGCCACUGAAUUUUGCAAGAAAGUGUAAAAGCAACAACAGCCUCCCCUGUUCUUGAUUGACUGUUACCCUAACUUACUUGAAAAGGCUAAUAAGUGUUGGAUUGGUCUAUCCUUUGAUCACUGAUAUUGGAACAUGGAAGGGAGGAGAGGUGAUGAGCUCCUGACUAUUCAGUGUUUGGGUGGGUAAAGUCAUCUAUACAUGUCCAAGGAAUACUGUGGGAGCUGGUUGCUGCCACGCCUGGCUGUCACAUUACCAUCCACACCAUGCACGGAUGCAUCAUUUAAAGAACUUGCAUCCACUCGUGGAGUGGACUAGUUCACAUGACCUUGUGACUCCUGCUCGUGUUCUGUGAGUGUUCAUCAUCUAUACUCUCCUGUUGUAUGCAUGUUUUAAAUGGGAAGUUAAGAAUAGAGAAAAACUUACACAAAGCACAAGUAGUCAGUGGAACUCCUUGCAACAGGAUGCUGGCCAUGGCUCCUAGCAUAAAUGGUUCAGCAGAGAAAAUCCAUGGUUAAAAUCAAACAUUGGAAUGUGAGUUUUUUGGGUCAGUUUAAUCAGCAAAAUGGAGAGCCUCGUUCUGUAAGGCAUCAACACUUAGGUGUUUAAAUCCAUCCAGGUAUGUCAUGACUUUGCAGGAUACCAACCCAUAAUAAGUUUCUAGUACAGUGCAGCCCUUGCCAUUGCUGAUCUCGUCCCAUUCUUGGAGCAGCUGGGUAUCUCUUGCUGUGGAGGAGGUGAAAAUGAACUUGUAGCAGCAGCGGUUGUAGCGAAUGUGCUUUUUCCCAGAAAAUCGAGAACUGUGAGCAGGCACCACACCAGCUGCUUUGCUGCAGAGUCCCACAAAGGCACCAGGAGGCAGUGAAAGAGGAACUUCUCCAGAGGUUACGUAGAUCUUCCGAGCCACAUCCUGUGAGAUGACAAACGCAGUCGCACUGCAGUAAUCGGGAUAAUAUUUUUCUGGGUAUUUUUGUUGAGAAACAAAGCCAUGACUUUGAGGGUCUCUGUUGGGUUUCUCUUGAUGAACCAGCCUCCCAAGGUAAAUGUCUUCGGGAUGGGUUCUUAAGUUGAGCAAGUACUCGACCAAACUUGGGAGGUUGAUGAACAUCUCCUCAUCUGCUUUGAGAAUGAACCGGGCCCUGGAGCAGAAUGUUACGGCCCACUCCACAGCCAUCAGUGUCUUCAAUGUCUGGUUCUCUACAGAGUCCAGGAAGGAGCCUUGAAUGAGGUCCUGAUGCUUCUCCAUCUCCUGGACUACCUCCAGCUGGGUGCCUUCUGAAGAGGGCUUCCCUAGCACAAACAAAACGAGAGUACCAUAUCCCCUGACAUGUGUCUGGUUGGCCCAUGUUUCUCUAAUGGUGUUGCGCCUUGACAAGUUUUCAGGGCUGCCAAAGACUAGGACAAGGAGGAAGAUCUCUUGGUUGGAGCAGGCCUCUGAUCUGCUAGCUACAUAAGCCUUGGAGAUAUUGGCCUUCAAGGGGGUCAUAUCCAGCUUCCGUGCUCUCUCCCUGGCUUCGAGGACCUUCAUGUCUGUGUAGGUGUUGGGGAGUGCUCGCAAGAAGUAUUCUUCCACGAGAUCAGCUCCGAAGAACAAAAUGUGGAAAAGAACAACAUUAAAAAGAAUGAAGCACCACUGAUGGGUCCUUAGCCGGCAGAAGAUUAGCUGCAGGGCAAAAAAGAGAAGAGGUUUAGUGUCUGCUUCCUCUUCAAGAGUGUGUUGUGCAGUGAUUCUUCCACAACCAUAAUAAUAAUAAUAAUAAUAAUAGAUUUAUUAUUUAUACCCCGCCCAUCUGGCUGGGUUCCCCCAGCCAUUCUGGGUGGCUUCCAACAAAAUAUUAAAAAUACAUUAAAACAUCAGUCAUUAAAAACUUCCCUAAACUUCGGAUGUUUUCUAGAAGUCUGGUAGUUGUUUAUCCCUUUGACAUCUGCUAGGAGGGCGUUCCACAGGGUGGGCGCCACUACCGAGAAGGCCCUCUUCCUGGUUCCCUGGAACUUGGCUUCUCACAGCAAGGGAACUGCCAGAAGGCCCUCGGAGCGGGACCUCAGUGUACAGGCAGAACGAUGGGGGUGGAGAUGCUCCUUCAAGCAUACUGGGCCGAGGCCGUUUAGGGCUUUAAAGGUCAGCACCAACACUUUGAAUUGUGGUCGGAAACAUACUCAUACUCAACCAACUCGCAUCCUGCAACCGUCAUCUGAGGCUCUUCUUCAUGUGCGCCCCCCCCCCCCCGUGAGAGGUCCGGAGAGUGAUAAAAUGAGAAUGGGCCUUUUCUAUGGUGGCUCCCAACUUCUGGAAUCCUCUCCCCUGGGAGGCUUAGCUGUUGUCUUCACUGCACAUCUUUAGGUACCAGGCUAAAAUGUUCCUCUUCUCCCAGGCCUUUGGCUAAUUAAAAAAUCUAUGGCUUCUUAAACAGUGUGUAUUUGUGGUUUUUAUUACUGUGUUAAGUAUUUUUAUAUAGUAAACCAUCCUGUGAUCCUUGGCUGAAGGGUGGUAUAGAAAGUUAAUUAAUAAUAAUAAUAAUAAUAAUAAAAACACCUCCUCUCAUAGUUGUAUAUGGACUACUUCCUUCUUCUGUGAUCCUAUAUGAGUGCCUAAGAUUACCAGACACGUUUUAUAUUUUGCAUCAUUCUUAUUUUCACAUGCAUACUAAAGCCAUGUGCUUUUACCCUCUUUUGGGAGGAGAGUGGUAGGUUUUAAAAACAGAUUUUUUUUUUUAAAAAAAACUAUUGGGUUUCUUUGUUGUAACAAUUUGCCAAUACAGUGGUGCCCCGCAAGAUGAAUGCCUCGCAAGAUGGAAAACCCGCUAGACGAAAGGGUUUUCCGUUUUUGAGUUGCUUCGCAGGACGAAUUUCCCUAUGGGCUUGCUCCGCAAGACGAAAAUGUCUUGCAAGUCUUGAGAUUUUUUUUCCGCUUUUCGCCCCCUUUAUCUAAUCUGCUAAGCCUUUAAUAGCCUUUAAUAGCCUUUUAGCAGCUAAUCCGCUAAGCCUUUAAGCCUUUAAUAGCCGCUAAACCGCUAAUAGCGCUAAUCCGUUAAGCCGCUAAUAGGGUUGCUUCGCAAGACGAAAAAACCGCUAGACGAAGACUCUCGCGGAACGGAUUAAUUUCGUCUUGCGAGGCACCACUGUACAGUUAUCCAAAUUUUAUAUUUUACAAUCCCCAUCCUCCCAUUGACUUCCCUCAUCUUCCCUUUCUGGUUUAUGACAUCACUUGUUAUCUUCUGCAUGUUAAAUAACUAUACAUGUUGUUGCGCUG